CUCAUAUACGGCAGCGCGCAGAUUAAUCUUUUCUUUCCCUGGGAUAAGGUUAGAAUAUCGUUACUCGCUCCCGCGACCUUUGCGUCUGUGUUUUUCAAUUAUAAAAAUUUCUCUCCCCCCUUCCCGAUAAGUGUUUAAAUUAUCUCACAACGAUGUGUAAUCUAUUUAUUAGGUGUAUUUAAUACAAGAAAAAUUUUCUUCAAAGAAUAUCGAAUUUAAUUCUUUCAAUAUAUAUAUAUUCUGUAUUUUGAGGUUAGGAUUAAAGAUACAGGAAAAAAACACACACACACACACAAUGGACGAAAACGCUAGUGCCUCAAAUACGGAUGAAAUAAAGGAAACAUCAAAAAUGUCACAAUGCUAUGAGAAUUAUGUCCUCGUUGAUGUGGGCGCUAAUUUGACAAAUAAAAAAUAUAGUCGCGAUUUGGAUAGCGUUGUUCAAAGGGCAAAAGACGCGGGAGUACAAAAAAUAAUGGUCACGGGAGCGGGUAUUCGAUCAAGUAAAGAGGCAUUACGUUUAACGAGAAUUUAUCCAGGUACAUUGUAUUCAACGGCUGGUGUUCAUCCACACGAUGCAAAAUCAUGGGAAGAUCCCGAUACACUCGAUGAAUUGGAAACAAUUGCCGCAAAUCCCGAAUGUGUUGCAAUUGGCGAAUGUGGUUUGGAUUAUAAUCGUGAUUUUUCCGAACCCGAGGCACAACGUUCUGUUUUUCAUAAACAGGUGGAGCUCGCUUGUCGUUUAAAUAAACCAUUGAUAAUUCAUGAACGAGGUGCACAAUCGGAUGUGAUUGAAGUAUUAAAUCAAUAUAAAGAUCGAUUACCACCAAUUUUGGUGCAUUCAUUUAUUGGCACUGCCGAGGAGGCGCAAAUUUAUCUUGAUCAAGGUUAUUAUCUUGGUAUCACUGGUUAUUUAUGUAAAGACAAAUCAGAUAGUGGUGUACGACAAUUAUUGGAAGGUGGUCAAGCGCCAUUGGAUCGACUACUUGUUGAAACUGAUGCACCAUUUAUGUAUCCAAAUACAAGAGCAAGUAAAUUACCGCCACACGUUAAAGAUUCACUCACUGAACGUUCAUUAACAUUUUUACAAAGAUAUUGUACAUUUCAACGAAAUGAGCCAUGUGCACUACCAGCGGUUGUUGAAAUGGUCGCAGCAUUUAUGCGAAUAUCACCCGAAGAAGUUGCAUUGGCAACCGCCUUUAAUGCCUUAAAACUUUUUGGUUUAAAUCAAUGAUAAAUGCAUAUAUAUUUUUUUUUCUGCCAAAAAAAAAAAAAAAAAAUACAGGUGCUUUUUUUUGAGAAAUUUUAUUUUUCUCACGCAUAACAAAAAAAAAAAAUUCAUCCGGAAUGAAUUUUUGCAGCUAAUUUUCUAUUUUUUUCCCCCGCUUAUUUACUCUCGAGUUAUAAAGAUGGAAAAAAAAAAUUUUUUUAGUUUCUAGGAAAAAAAUUAAGAGCUUCAUGUAGUUUUAAAAUAAUUUUUUUUUCCCAAUGGGAAAUUGAUAUAUAUAUAUAUAUAAAUAUUAAAAAUGAAAAGAUUUUAAAAAUAAAUAUAUAUAUAUAUAUAUAUAUGUAAAAUAUAUAGAUAUUGAAAAAAAUUCAUAAAAAAAAUUCCAAUGGAAUUCUCUAUCUUAUGUUUUGUAUAAAAAAAAAUUUUUGAAUUUUAUGCAAAAUUAAUUAAAUUCAAAAUUUUUAUACAGGGUGUCUACUAGUCCUGGAAUUUGAAAAAAUUUCCUUGAAAGUCCUGGAAUUUUAAUUUUUGUCUUUGAAUUUUUUAUAUUUUGCUUUUAAAUUUUCAAAAAUUUCUAAUUUUCUCAAUCAAGUUAAAAAAAUUCAUUAAAUAAGUAAAAUGAAAAUUUACUUAAGUAAUUAAUUAAUUUUUUAAUAAUUUCUGAAAACAAUUUGUUAAACUAAAAAUUUUUUUAUUCCCUAAAGUCAUCCAAUUUAAUGUCCUGGAAAAAUAAGAAAUUUGUCCUAAAAAGUCCUGGAAAAGUUCUGGAAUUUUAAUUCCGAUUUUUAGUAGACACCGUUAUAGGAAUUCAUUUCAAAUUUGUUGACGAUUUUUUUGAUCUUGCCAAAAAAAAAAAAAAAUAAAUAAAUAAAAAAAAAUCAUUGCCAUUAAACGAAAAAAUAAAAUAAAAACGGUGCAUAAUAAUUUUUAGAAAAUAAAUAUAGAAUCAUAUCAUCUCGAUUUUUCACAAUCAAAAAAACAAAAAAAAAUGACUGUUUUUUUUCCAAUAAGCACAAAUGAGAUUCAAUAACACACUUUAGAAGAAAAAAAAAAAUGUGUUUUUAGAAUUUGUAAAUUAAAAAAAAAAAAUUAGUUUUUUUUUUUUAAAGAAAUGUUGAAAAAAAAAAUUUGCGAAAUUUUAAUGUAUUUUUUGGCAAAUUUUUGCGUUUUUUAAAUAUAUAUAUAUAUAUAAAAAAAAAUUAAUGUUUUAUAAACAGAAAAGACCAGUGAAUUUUAAAUUAUAAAAUAGAAUAUAUUUUUCCCUUUAUUUUCAUUUUUAAUAAAAAUUUUUUGUCCUUUUAAAAAUUUAUAUUUACAAUUUAUUUUUUUUUUAAAUAUACUUUUUUUAAAAAAUAAAAUCUCUGGUUUUUUUUCUGAAAAUUGGAACUUCUAUAUAUUAUUAUUAUUAUUAUUAUUAUUAUUAUUAUUAUUAUAGUUAUAUAGUACAAUUAAUCAAAUGUACGUUAUUGUUAUAAAAUAUUUUUCUAUCAAUAAAUUGUAUACAAGAAGAAAAAUUUUCUUUUAAUUUACCAAUAUGUUUAAAAGUUAUUUAUUUUUUUCCAAUUGGGGGAAAAAAAUUAAUGAAAAUUCUUUUAAAUUAUGACGAUUUAUUCAUUAAAAUUGUUAUCCUUUCUUUUCAAUAAUUAGAAUUUGAAAAUUUUACAAAAAUUUUUCCUUUCAACUUUUAUUUGAUUCUAUUUUUGAUUUUGAAACUUUUUAAAUUUCCCGCCGAAAUUGUUCUACUUUACCGACAGAACAUAGAUUGACGAUUCAAACAUCAACACUAGCGCCACAGUUGAACUAACUUAAGCGUGACUUGCUCUGUAGCACUUCAGGUGUUUUAAAUUAUUUUUUUUUUAUUUAACGCUUAAAAAUUAUUUUACAAACGCAAUAAAAAUAUCAGAAUAAUUAAAUAAUUUGAAAUAAAUUGUCAAAACAGAGACUGCUUUAGAGCGAGUCACGCUUACGUUAGUUCAACUGUGGCGCUAGUGUAGUUAUUUGAAUCGCCAAUUAAAAACUCUUUCUUUUUUUUUUUUUUUUUUCCUUUUUUUUGUAAAAAUAAAAAUUCCUUUUGUUUAAUCAAACUAUUAAUCGUCAAAAUAUAUCAAAAUUUAUUUUUUUUUUUGUAGGGAAUAAUUUUUUUUUUUUAAUUUGUCGGAUUUAAUAAAAUUAUUUGACAUUUUUCUCAUGUAAAAAUUUUUAGAAACAUUAAUUAUGACUAUUGUAAGUACGGAGGCAGUUUUAAAUUUUAUAAAAAUGCAUUCCGAUUCAACUGUAAGUACAAAAAAAAAAAAAAAAAAAAAAAAAAAAAUUUGUAUAUAUAAAACUCUGAGAAUUUGAUAAAUGAACACAAUGAAAAAAUAGAAUUUACAUAGUCCUAACGUUAACAGGAGGUUUUUUUUUGCAAUUUACAUUUAGUAUCGAAGUUUUUCUCGACAAUUUGUUUUCCUUUGUUUUUUUUCAUUUUUUUUUUUUUUUUUUUUUUUUUUUUUUUUUUUUUUACAA
This is a messenger RNA of Leptopilina boulardi, 3730 nucleotides long. RefSeq names its product 3'-5' ssDNA/RNA exonuclease TatD. The transcript has 3 exons. Gene Ontology annotation, molecular function: single-stranded DNA 3'-5' DNA exonuclease activity. Gene Ontology annotation, cellular component: cytosol. NCBI's taxonomy places the organism in Eukaryota, Metazoa, Arthropoda, Insecta, Hymenoptera, Figitidae. The record is from RefSeq and is a predicted model, not a curated record. Bases 296 to 1231 code for a protein of 311 amino acids.